Molecule: messenger RNA, 1150 nt
Organism: Ornithodoros turicata
Lineage: Eukaryota; Metazoa; Arthropoda; Arachnida; Ixodida; Argasidae
Gene: Dcps
Product: m7GpppX diphosphatase-like
Exons: 4
Coding region: 16-993 (325 amino acids)
Biological process (GO): deadenylation-dependent decapping of nuclear-transcribed mRNA
Cellular component (GO): nucleus; P-body
Molecular function (GO): hydrolase activity; RNA 7-methylguanosine cap binding
Source: RefSeq, a predicted model, not a curated record
CGGUAUUUUCAAUAAAUGGCGGCGAUGGUUCGCGAGCGUGACAGUAGCGACGAAACGGAAUUAUCACGAAAGAAGCUCAAGUCUCAUAACGAAGACACCCAUGUGCCUUUGAGUCAUUUUGAAACGUUCAUUCCGAAGCGAGUUCUCAGCGAAGACUCGCGUACUAAGCUAAUAUCCGUUGAAGGCACAUUCAAAGGCAGUGAAGGUACCGCGGUUGUGGUGAUCGAAAAGAAACCUUUCAAUAAAGAAUCCUACCAAGAUAUUUUUAAUAGUGGUACCACGCUGGAAGAAACGUUUCAUAAUGACAUCUACACUUCUUACAAGGGCACGCUAGCGCCAACAACAAAUGACAUUACGACGACUGUUAUACAUCCUGCAACUCAGAAGCAUAUUGAGAAAUACUUACCUCAAUCCUUGUAUAUGGUAACAGAAACCCCGCAAGUGUAUAAAGAAGUGAUUGAACCAUACUUAGCAGCCCAGCAAUUUUCAUUACAGUGGGUUUACAACAUCCUCGAUCACAAGAAAGAGGCAGAAAGGAUCAUUUUUGAAGACCCCAAUACAGACACUGGCUUUGUCCUUUUGCCCGACAUGAAAUGGGACACGAAGCAGCUGGAGAACUUGCACGUUCUUGCGGUGUGUCACAAGCACGGAAUUAAAUCCAUCAGAGACCUGAGGGGGGAACAUCUGCCUCUUCUGCGUAAUAUCCGUGACAAAGUACAUGAGACUCUGCAGACAAACUUCGGCAUCGGCCCCCAUAAACUACGAGCGUACUUGCAUUAUCAGCCAUCGUACUAUCAUCUUCACGUCCACUUCUCGGAGAUCACCUACGACGCACCAGGUAUCCAGGCGGAACGUGCUCACCUCAUCAGCCAAGUCAUUUCCAACAUUGAACUCUUGGAUGACUAUUAUGGGUGUGUUGCGCUAAACUAUGUUGUUAAAGAUGGCACACCAUUACACACAGUGCUGAAAAAAGCUGGAGCUAUAGAGCAUUAAUAAAGCUUGCUUUACAAGUACAGAAUAAAAGGAUGAUUUAAGCUACAAAGUACAGUUUGUAUGGUUAGAGAACAUGCGAUGUGGCUGAGUGAAAAUAAUUUGUAUGCCUCAAAAGUGUAAUUGAAUUGAUUAAUUGAAGCAAAGUAAUUGAUGGUGA